AUGGUCACUAAGACAGCAAGUAAAGAUGGACAACAGAUUCCUGUUCUAAAUCCAAUGUUCGUUCCUCCGAAUAUUGCUCUCGGUGACAAUACAGAGUUAUUUUGUAGCAUAAAACGUGGAAAACUACCUAUUUCUUUUAAAUGGCUUCACAAUGGCAAAGAAGUUACAUCAAAAAUUAAGUUCAAAGUUACGAAUACCGAAACUAGUUCCCAUCUUUCCAUUGGAGAAAUUCAAGCAUCUGAUAUAGGAAACUAUUCCUGUGUUGCUUCAAAUGUAUUCGGCCAAGAUACUGGAAUAAUUAGUUUGAUCAUUGAAGUGCUAUGUGAGGAUGAAGCACCAGUUUUGAAUCCUAUGUUUCUACCACCAAAUAUCGCAAUUGGAGAUAUGACGGAAUUAUCAUGUACAGCAAAAAGAGGAAGUCUACCCAUCAGUUUUUCAUGGCUCCACAAUCAUAAACCGAUAUCUAUUUAUCAAAAAUUUAAAACUUCAAACAGCGAAAUUAGUUCACAGCUCCGUAUUGGAAAAAUCAGUGCAUCUGAUAUUGGUAACUAUACUUGUGAAGCUACAAAUGCAUAUGGAAAAGACAGCACAACCCUAAGUGUCAUGAUUGAAGGACAAAUGUUUAAUCCUUAUCUAAAUAAAACAUUUUUAUUAUACUUAUUUUUGCCUGAUGUUCAAUACAGACUGCUUGUCAAUCCCUUCUUUGUGCUAUUAUGGGUGGUAGCUUCAUGUUCAGCAGUUUCUGUCAAAGAAGAAUCACCAAUUCUGAAUCCAGUGUUUAUUCCACAAAACUUAGCUCUUGGUGACAUGACUGAACUUACCUGUACAAUCAAAAAGGGGGAAAUUUCUGACAGUGAGCCAGUUUUACGGCCAAUAAUUGUGCCAGCAAAUUUAGCUUUAGGAGAUAUAACUGAAAUAUCAUGUACUAUAAAAAAAGGAUCCCUUCCUGUCAUGUUCAAAUGGUUUCAUAAUGGAAAACAGAUUCAAUCCCAUUCUAAAUAUAGGAUGUCGAAUACAGAAAGCAGUUCUCACAUUUACAUAGGAAAAAUUCAGGCAACUGAUAUUGGUAAUUUCACAUGUGUUGCAGAAAAUUCAUUUGGUCAAGAUCAAAAAACAGAAAAUGUUGUAAUCGAAGGUUCUACCAAAGAAGAAUUACCAGUUUUGAAUGCAAUGUUUAUUCCUCCAAAUUUAGCUCUCGGGGACAUGACGGAACUUUCCUGCAUAGUCAAAAAAGGAAGUGAAAUAUCUAACAGCGAGCCUGUUUUACGUCCGAUGAUUGUUCCAGCAAAUUUAGCCUUAGGAGAUAUAACUGAACUAUCAUGCACUAUAAAAAAAGGAUCCCUUCCUGUCAAGUUCAAAUGGUUUCAUAAUGGAAAACAGAUUCAAUCCCAUUCUAAAUAUAGGAUUUCGAAUAUAGAGAGCAGUUCUCACAUUUAUAUAGGAGAAAUUCAAGCAACUGAUAUUGGUAAUUUCACAUGUGUUGCAGAAAAUUCAUUUGGUGAAGAUCAAAAAACAGAAAAUGUUGUAAUCGAAGCUCUUUGUGAAGAAGAACCACCAGUUCUUAAUCCUAUGUUCAUACCACCAAAUUUAGCAAUAGGAGAUAUGACAGAAAUGACUUGUACUAUAAAGAGAGGAAGCCUACCAAUCAGCUUUACAUGGCUCCAUGAUUAUAAACCUAUAUCUUUACAUCAAAAAUACAAAAUAUCAAAAACUGAUAUCAGCUCACUUCUUCGAAUUGGAAAAAUUGAAGCAUCUGAUAUUGGAAAUUAUACAUGUGAAGCUUUAAAUAUCUAUGGAAAAGAUAGCAAAAGUCAAAGCGUAGUAAUUGAAGUGUCAGCAAAGGAAGAAGCUCCAUUUUUAAAUCCGAUGGUUAUUCCACCAAAUUUAGCGUUAGGUGACAUGGCUGAGCUCUCAUGUACAAUCAAAAGGGGAAGUUUACCAAUUAAAUUUGAAUGGUUUCAUAACUACAAUAAAGUAUCAGAAAAUCAAAAUUAUAAAAUAUCAAGUUCUAAAAUUGGAUCUCAAUUUCUGAUUGAAGAGAUAAAAGCUGUAGAUAUUGGAAAUUAUACUUGCAAAGCAAGUAAUUUAUUUGGUGAAGACCAAAAAAAUGAAGCUGUAAUGAUUGAAGAAGGCAAAACUGCUGAGAGUGAGCCAGUCUUACGCCCCAUGUUUGUGCCGGUAAACUUAGCUAUUGGUGAUAUAACAGAGCUAUCUUGUACGAUUAAAAAGGGAUCUUUACCUGUUUCAUUUAAAUGGUUUCACAAUGGAGAAGAAAUUUUUUCUCAUUCUAAGUACAAAAUAUCCAAUACAGGAAGCAGUUCUCUUAUUUACGUUGGAGAAAUUCAAGCAAGUGAUAUUGGUAAUUUCACAUGUUUGGUCGAGAAUUCAUUUGGUCAAGAUAAAAAAACAGAAACUGUUGUAAUUGAAGGUUUCACUUUAAAUGAGCCUCCAUUACUGAAUCCUUUAUUAACACCUCCAAAUUUGGCUAUAGGUGAUAUUACAGAGUUUUUUUGUAGUGUUAAAAGAGGAAGCUUACCUAUAAAUUUUAGGUGGUAUCACAAUGGUAUUGAAGUAGAAUCUCACCAUAAAUACAAGAUUUCUAACAGCAAAAGUAGCUCUCAUUUCUCAGUUGGAGAAAUUGCAGCUUCUGACAAUGGAAAUUACACAUGUUCAGCAUCAAAUGAUUUUGGAAUGGACAGUAAGACUCAAAUUAUUCUAAUUGAAGGUUUCUGCAAUGAAGUUCCAGUUUUAAAUCCUUUACUUGUUCCUCCAAAUUUAAGUAUAGGAGAUAUCACAGAGAUAUCGUGCUCUAUAAGAAGAGGUAGUGUGCCAGUAAGAUUUAAAUGGCUGAAAGAUAAUGUUGAGGUUUCUGCUUCUUCCAAAUAUAAAAUUACCGACAGUGGUAGUGGUUCUCAUUUAAAAAUAGGAAAAAUCCAACCUACAGAUAAUGGAAAUUAUACAUGCAGUGUAACAAAUGCUUAUGGAGUAGAUGAAAAAGUUAUAUCUCUAUUAAUAGAAGUUAAAGGAAAUGAAGAAAUUCCUGUUCUAAAUCCUAUGAUUGUACCACCAAACCUAGCUAUAGGAGAUAUGGCUGAACUUUCUUGCACCGUAAAAAGAGGAAGCUUACCAAUUCAAUUUCAAUGGCUUCAUAACAAUGAACUAAUAAAACAGCAUGAAAAAUACAAAGUAUCAAGCUCUCAAAUUGGAUCUCACUUUCUCAUUGGAAAAAUCAAACCUUCCGACAUCGGUAACUAUACUUGUAAAGCUGAAAAUACAUAUGGUGAAGAUAGUAAAACACAGAGUGUUAUUAUUGAAGCUUUUACUAAGGAAGAAUCCCCCAUUCUAAAUCCAAUGUUUAUACCACCAAAUCUAGCACUUGGAGAUAUGACAGAACUUUCAUGUACUGUUAAAAGAGGCAGUCUGCCUAUUACUUUUGAUUGGUAUCACAAUUACAAUCUUGUAAAUGAUCAUCAAAAAUACAAAGUGACCAAAUCUCAAACAGGUUCUAUGUUUCGUAUAGGAGAAGUUACUGCUUCAGAUAAUGGUAACUACACGUGUAAAGCAAGAAAUUUAUAUGGUGAAGACAGUAAAACAGGGAGUGUUCUUAUAGAAGGUUACGCAUCAGAAGAAGCCCCUAUAUUAAGUCCAUUACUUAUACCUCCGAAUCUCGCAAUUGGUGACACAACAGAAUUCUUGUGUACAGUAAGACGGGGGAGUCAACCAAUUUCUUUUUCGUGGAUGCACAAUGGUUAUGAGAUUGAAAAACAUUACAAGUAUAAAACAUCUAAUGGUAAGACAAGUUCGCAACUAUCAAUUGGAAAAAUUCAAGCAUCUGAUAUUGGUAAUUAUUCUUGUGUGGCAACAAACAGAUUUGGACAAGAUACCAUGACUGGUAGUUUAAUAAUUGAUGGACUGACUUUAGAAGAUGCACCUAUUUUGAACGCUCUUCUUAUUCCACCAAAUCUUGCUGUCGGUGAUAUGACUGAUAUUAUGUGUACAGUAAAAAGAGGAAGUUUGCCUUUAGAAUUUAAAUGGCUUCAUAACGGGAAAGAUAUGCUUUCACAUUCAAAAUAUAAAAUAACUUCCAUGGGAAGUGCUUCUCAUUUAUCAUUAAGUAAAAUAGGAGCAACAGAUAUCGGAAAUUACACUUGCAUUGUUAAGAACUCAUUCGGUCAGGAUAAAAACACAGUGAAUGUAGUUUUAGACGGUUGUGCUUCAAGUGAUGAUGCUCCUGUAUUAAGUCCUUUGUUUAUUCCUCCUAACCUUGAAAUAGGUGAUAAAACAGAGUUAUCUUGUACUGUGAAAAGGGGAAGUGAACCAAUAUCUUUUUCAUGGCUCCAUAAUAAAAUACCUAUUGAAAGUCACAAGAAGUAUAAAAUUUUUGACAGGAAAUCAAGCUCUCAACUGUCUGUUGGCCAAAUACAACCGUCGGAUGUAGGUAAUUUUACAUGCAUAGCUAUGAACAGAUUUGGGCAAGAUAGCAUUACAGGAAAUUUGAUAAUUGAAGGUAACUGUAAGGAUGUGACAGAGUCGCAAAAGGGGAAAUUGUGUUUGGCCAUAUCUAUGGUCAUACGUCGACAUCUUCAUGAAGAGUGUGUUGUCGAUACCCCUAUUUUUCAAGAAGACCACAGCAAAGUUCAUAGGGCAGGAAGAAUAUGUGACUGGUCUUAUGAACACUCAAUUUCAUCUCGACUGGAAUGCAAAGUCACCUGUGUUCAACCCCAUUUAAAAUUUGUGGGACGUGUUGGAACAACGGGUAAAACGCCGAAAUCAACAUCCUCGCUAUUUGGUGGAUUUGGGCGAUCACAUCCUCAACGAGUGGCUUACAUUGGAUUCGACAGAAAAUUACUCACAGCUAUAUGCAUAAAUAUGUUUCAAGUCAAGCUUCAAUUAUUAUUGCUAACUCUCGUAUUCUUCAUUAUCCACAAAGGAAAUAUGGCAGAUGACGCACCAAUUUUGAAUGAUCUUCUCAUUCCUACAAAUAUUGCAUUGGGUGACAUAACCGAUAUAAUUUGCACUGUAAAAAGAGGAAGCUUACCAAUGGAAUUCAAGUGGCUUCACAAUGGAAUUGAAAUAACAAAUAGUUUAAAGUAUAAAAUAACCACAAUAGGAAGUACAUCUCACUUAUCUCUUGGCAAAAUCGAUGCUUCAGACAUCGGAAACUACACAUGUAUUGUUAAAAACUCAUUUGGCCAUGAUAAAAACAUUGUUAAAGUUAUUUUAGAAGGUUCAGAUAUGAAUCAAGAAUCUCCAAUUCUAUAUCCACUAAUGAUUCCUUUAAAUCCAACACUUGGAGAUGAAGCAGACAUAAUGUGCAAGCUAAGAAGAGGUUCUGUGCCUGUUGAGUUCCAGUGGUUUAAAAAUGGGAAAGAAAUUUCUUCCAAUCAAAAAUUAAAAGUUUAUAUGAAAUCCGCUGUUGAAGGGUAG
Parasteatoda tepidariorum (common house spider) is the source of this 5427-nucleotide messenger RNA. NCBI's taxonomy places the organism in Eukaryota, Metazoa, Arthropoda, Arachnida, Araneae, Theridiidae. The record is from RefSeq and is a predicted model, not a curated record.